GGCCUUAAAGGCUGUCAUUUAAAUAUACUAUAGCUUGAUUUCACUUUUUUUUUUUUUAAGAUUUUAUUUAUUCAUUUGACAGAGAGAGAUCACAAGUAGGCAGAAAGGCAGGCAGAGACAGGGGAGGGGGAAGCAGGCUCCCUGCUGAGCAGAGAGCCCGAUGUGGGACUCCAUCCCAGGACCCUGAGAUCAUGACCUGAGCUGAAGGCAGAAGCUUUAAUCCACUGGGCCACCCAGGCGCCCCUUGAUUUCACUUUUAUAAAUGGAGGUAAGGCAUAUAGUAAAUGCACUCGGAUGCUGAUAAGCACUGCAGAACUAGAGGAAAUCCUCAAAGGCUUUCCCUCAUCAGGCUGACGAUGGCUCGCUUCACACAUACCACACAAGACUUCUGUGCAGUAUAAAAUAGAAGAUCAAAAGCAGGGUUGACUCUUUUCUGAAAAAGUUUGGUAAGGCCAGGCAUUUGAACACUGAGUCACAUGCACCAGAACCAGGCACAUGGAGGACAGCUGACUCCACAGAUCCAGGGACUUGGGUUUUGCAAUGGAACGAAUAUGGUUGCUGUUGCUUCUAGCAAUUGGAGUGCUUCUGGGGUCUGCUCAGUUUAAUGGCUACAACUGUGAUGCCAACCUCCACAGCAGAUUUCCUGCUGAAAGAGACAUCAAUGUCUACUGUGGGGUGCAAACCAUUACAAUGAAGAUUAAUUUUUGCACUGUACUUUUCUCGGGUUAUUCUGAAACUGAUCUGGCCCUGAAUGGAAGGCAUGGGGACUCCCACUGCAGGGGCUUCAUCAACAACAACACCUUUCCUGCAGUCGUCAUUUUCAUCAUCAAUCUUAGCACCUUGGAGGGCUGUGGAAACAGCUUAGUGGUAUCCACAAUUCCAGGAGUCAGUGCUUAUGGAAAUGCAACUUCAGUCCAAAUAGGAAAUAUUUCGGGAUACAUUGAUACUCCAGACCCACCAACAAUCAUCAGCUAUCUACCUGGGCUUCUCUACAAAUUUAGUUGCAGUUACCCACUAGAGUACCUGGUUAAUAAUACCCAGCUUGCCUCGUCCUCAGCUGCUAUUUCUGUGAGAGAGAACAAUGGUACGUUUGUCAGCACUUUGAACCUGCUCCUUUAUAAUGAUUCAACCUACAGCCAGCAGUUAAUUAUCCCAAGUAUAGGAUUACCUUUGAAAACCAAAGUAUUUGCAGCUGUACAAGCCACUAAUCUGGAUGGCAGAUGGAAUGUCUUAAUGGAUUAUUGCUACACAACACCAUCAGGAAACCCAAAUGAUGAUAUUCGAUAUGAUCUCUUCCUUAGCUGUGACAAAGAUCCUCAGACCACCGUCAUUGAAAAUGGCAGAAGCCAGCAGGGCCGAUUUUCCUUUGAAGUGUUCCGAUUUGUGAAACACAAGAAUCAGAAAAUGUCUACCGUCUUCCUGCACUGUGUUACCAAGCUCUGCAGAGCUGAUGACUGCCCCUUCCUUAUGCCUACUUGCGGCCACAGAGAAAGAAGAGAUGCGGGGAGGAGGACCACUUGGAGCCCCCAGAGCACGUCUGGAAGCGCCGUCCUCUCUGCUGGUCCCAUCAUCACUCGGAGUGAUGAGACUCCAACCAACAAUUCGCAGCUUGGUUCUCCAAGUGACCCUCCUUUCCAGCUGAACACCGUUACCAGUGCACUGAUAUCAGGAAUGGUCAUUCUGGGAGUCAUGAGCUUUUCCCUUCUCUUGUGCUCACUGGCCCUUCUACACAGAAAGGCACCCACCAAUUUAGUGUUGAAUGGCAUAAGAAACCCAGUCUUUGACUGACUGUAACAGGUCCCUCCUUUUGGGAAAAGGAUUCACUGACCAUACCAUGGGUGACUUGUUAGUGUUUCAUCCAAAUUGAAUGCCAGCCAGCAUUUGGUAUUUAUAGGUUUGAUAGAUUUCACAGUGUAGCUCAUUAGCAUGAUGAUAGUGAAAGAAUUUUGAUGCUAUUGUUCUUGUCAUUUAUGUAUGUGGUCAGCCCUAUUUGUUUGGCACCAAUUGGUAUAAUGGCAAUAAGCAAACAAUAUUCAGGACUUAGAUCUUACAGGAUCAGUCACAUUUCAUUUUAUUUCAAUUUUCUUUUGAUUUUUGGUUGUUACAGAGAUAAAGGUGGGCGUAGAAAAAAAUACAUUUGUUGCAUUCCCCCCCACCCCCGUAAGUGUUAAAACCUGAUGUAAUAGCAUUUAGAGUUGUAUAUGUGGUCCUAAAAUGAAAGUCACUCUUUUGUUUUAUUCCAGAUAAUUCCAGCUUGGGGAUAUGUUUUAAUUGGACUGGCCAAUUUGGACACAUGAGAUUUAAUUACUUAUUCUAUGACCUGUGUUUUUGGCUGAUUUCCAUGUCCGAUGACAUUCAUUAAAAAACAAAACAAAACAAAACAAUAAACUCUUGGGAAAUGUAUCUUAACCUGGACCAUCUACUUGUGUAGCAAAUAGUAAAAAUAGUCAUUAACCUCUGAAAGAUACUAAGUGACCCUAGAUCAUUAUUCAUUUGUAUAGGAAUGACUGUGAUCAGUUUUCUCCUGGUUCAAGUGAGAACAUUAGCACAUGUUGACUCUCCUCCCAGGUAAACCGCUCAGCUGCUUUUGCAAGAGCAAAAGCACUGCUAUUUCUAGUAGUGAGGCAACUGCAAAGGUCUUUCUUCUUUCAAGAGCCAUUACAUAUGAGAAAAAACCAUAGUUGUGGGAGAGGACACUGUCCCCACACAUACGUGUAGUGUUCCCAUAGGGGUUUUUAACAACCUAGUUUCCCUUUUUUUCCUAUGACAAAGAGGAAACAGGCUAAGUGUGUUUUGCAGAACGUUGUUGCUGUCUCUAUGAAAAAAAUGUCCUUUUCCCACAAAUUUUUGAUGCUGGCUAAACAAAGAAUCUGGAGGAGUCUAACUUGUUAGGGUGUCUUCUUGAAAGUAUCAUGUUCACCAUGGAAUAAACAGUAUUUUCCUAUAUAGUAAGCUGCAAGAAGUAUCUGGUCUUUUAUCAGUUUUGCAAAAAGUUUUUAAAAGCCAAGUUUAAGCAGACUGUUCUUACAAAAAAAAAAAAUUAUCCUUCCUUUUCUUCAGCCUAUCUACACAACUGAAUAGAACAAUUCAGCGACAACCAUCAAAAUCUAGCACAUGGCUACUAGAUGUGUUAUGUUACCUGUAACAACUGCUGUAGAGACUAAUUUAUAUUCAGCAUUUGUGAUCCAUUAUUCAGAACUUAAUUUAGUAUCCUAUAUGCAAAUCGCUAUGCAAUUUUAAAUUUGUUUCAAAUGAAGUAGCUAUGCUCUGAAGUUAAUAAUUAAAUCAAUCAUCAAAUGAAAAACGCCUUUUCUCCAAUUUGCCUGAACAGAUUAGAAGAAAGUGUUUAUAUUAUAAUAAUUAGCUAUAUGAUUGCCUCAACUUUCUCUUUCAAUGUUUAGAUACAGUCAAAGUGAAAUAGGUCCAGAAAGUCUUUGGAUAAUUUAUUCAAUAUUAAAAAGUCUAACACUUAGAAAGCCAACUUCCUCUUCCCUGUGUUACUUCAAAAUCCCUUUGAAGUGACCAUUCUGAACUUUAUCUGUAUUAAGAAUUUAUUUUCUACUUUAAACAGAAAAAUCCUACAGAAAAGAAAAAGUACGGACCAUGUGUGCUACUUAUGUGAUCUUAUAUGCACAUGGGUAAUUAAAAUAGUUUAGUAGAUCUAUUUCAGAUACUUUAAGUGAAUUGCCAUUAAUCUGAGGAUUAAGUCCUGUGAAUAGGAUGUUAUCAUUGAAGCCAGUUGGUCAGUUUGAUUUUGUGUUUUUGGGAACUGUUUCAGGUCAGUGACCUUUUACAUUCUAUAUACCACUUUUUAAAAUUGAGUAAUGGACACAUCAUUUUGUAAGCAACUUACAUCUCAGAUUAUUAUUUUUUUUUGCCUUCCUGUCACUAUAAAUGGGAGAAUCAGAGCUAUAAUGAGACAAACCAUGUUUGUUUUAUAUAGUUUUGUUCUUAUCAACCUGCAGUUAUGUGUAGUAUUUAGUUGUGCUGAAUAUUUUGGUUACUAUGGUGUGAAAGCCUUACAAAAUAUGUGCAAAUGUUCCUUCAGUUUUAAUACCUCAAACUGUUUUUGUUUUGUUUUGUUUUGUUUUGGCACUUCAGGGGUUAGUUAGGUCUGAUGACAUGUAAAAGAUGAUUGUUUAAUAAAAUAAUUGUA
Molecule: messenger RNA, 4156 nt
Organism: Mustela lutreola (European mink)
Lineage: Eukaryota; Metazoa; Chordata; Mammalia; Carnivora; Mustelidae
Gene: ZPLD1
Product: zona pellucida like domain containing 1
Exons: 14
Coding region: 541-1788 (415 amino acids)
Cellular component (GO): cell surface
Source: RefSeq, a predicted model, not a curated record